Molecule: messenger RNA, 528 nt
Organism: Candidula unifasciata
Lineage: Eukaryota; Metazoa; Mollusca; Gastropoda; Stylommatophora; Geomitridae
Source: the annotation of a GenBank genome assembly
AUGGCAGAAGUACAUGUUAUUGGCCAGAUUGUUGGAGCAUCUGGAUUCCCAAAACAUAGUUUGUUUUGCAAGUGGGGUGUCCACUGUGGAGGUGCAUGGAAAAUCCUAAGUGGCUUACGAGAAGGACAGACACAGGUCGACAAUCCUGAAAGUGAAGAUGCUGCAUAUUUUGCUCAUCCCAUUGACAUUCAUUUUGCUACAAAAGGAAUUCAAGGUUGGCCACGGCUUCACUUCCAGAUUUGGCACCAAGACUCUUUUGGAAGAAAUGAGUUAUAUGGUUAUGGAUUUGUCCACAUUCCCACAUCCCCUGGCACACAUGAAAUAGACUGCAACACAUGGCGACCCAUUGGAUCAUUCAUGGAGAGUGUUUCACAGUUCUUCCUCGGUGGUGGCCCCCAUUUGAAAAACCCAGACCUCAUCUACAGUGGUGCUGAUAGGUACAGACUGCAGACUGUUGCCAUGGGAACUGUUCAUCUCAGACUUGGAAUUAUUUUGAGGAAUUUUGAUAAGUUUGGCAUAGAAUGUUGA